Macaca mulatta (Rhesus monkey) is the source of this 956-nucleotide messenger RNA. It is a transcript of the gene THYN1, whose product is annotated as thymocyte nuclear protein 1. The record is from RefSeq and is a predicted model, not a curated record. Gene Ontology annotation, cellular component: nucleus. Lineage: Eukaryota; Metazoa; Chordata; Mammalia; Primates; Cercopithecidae.
GGCGCCGCAGAGUCGCACCGCCCACCUAGCGCCGCGGGGUUACGCUGCACAGCCUCUGGCGCGGGGGAGGCGGACCGCGGUCACGUCUGCAGAGUGAAUCUUCCGCACUUCAGUCUCCUGCAGAGUGACCAUGUCGAGACCUCGGAAGAGGCUGGCUGGGACUUCUGGUUCAGACAAGGGACUCUCAGGAAAACGCACCAAAACUGAGAACUCAGGUGAGGCAUUAGCUGAAGUGGAGGACUCCAACCCUCAGAAGACUUCAGUCACUAAAAACUGUGUGAAGAAUCUAAGCAGCCACUGGCUGAUGAAGUCAGAGCCAGAGAGCCGACUAGAGAAAGGUGUAGAUGUGAAGUUCAGCAUUGAGGAUCUCAAAGCACAGCCCAAACAGACAACAUGCUGGGAUGGUGUUCGUAACUACCAGGCUCGGAACUUCCUUAGAGCCAUGAAGCUAGGAGAAGAAGCCUUCUUCUACCAUAGCAACUGCAAAGAGCCAGGCAUCGCAGGACUUAUGAAGAUCGUGAAAGAGGCUUACCCAGACCACACACAGUUUGAGAAAAACAAUCCCCAUUAUGACCCGUCUAGCAAAGAGGACAACCCUAAGUGGUGCAUGGUGGAUGUACAGUUUGUUCGGAUGAUGAAGCGUUUCAUUCCCCUGGCUGAGCUAAAAUCCUAUCAUCAAGCUCACAAAGCUACUGGUGGCCCCUUAAAAAAUAUGACUCUCUUCAGUCGCCAGAGAUUAUCAAUCCAACCCCUGACCCAAGAAGAGUUUGAUUUUGUUUUGAGCCUGGAGGAAAAGGAACCAAGUUAACUGAGAUACUACUGCUAGAAUGGGCAAGAAAUUACUCCAAGACAAAAGAAGGUGUGGGGGGGGGCUUGCUUGUUAUGCUCACCUGGGCUUGCGUAGCUAAGUAGUUUUUGUGUACUUUUUUCAAUAAAAUAAUAUCAAAGUUGAAAAA